Messenger RNA from Galendromus occidentalis (western predatory mite), 678 nucleotides. RefSeq lists its product as uncharacterized. Lineage: Eukaryota; Metazoa; Arthropoda; Arachnida; Mesostigmata; Phytoseiidae. Bases 81 to 632 code for a protein of 183 amino acids. The record is from RefSeq and is a predicted model, not a curated record. The transcript is spliced from 4 exons.
GUGUCGAACACCGACAAGAGCGGGCGCAUCUUACGCAAUUCGCGAGCGUUUCUUAAAGUGCGAGGACCCUAAUCUGCACAAUGGUUCGGAACAACGUUGAAGUACGCCCAUUCGUGCCUCGAGUCUACCAAAGGAAUGUGGAUAUCGAAGGCAGUCUCGUGCGACCCUGCAUAGCGGACAUCGAUCGUCGUCAAGGCGUCGUUCACGCUGUCUCCUCCCUGGUAGAGGAGAAAGAAACCGCCAGGAGCGAUGUGCGAGAGUAUGAACGACUUUGCAAACAAAUUUCACAGCAUCGACUCCGAAGUCAGAUGGAAGCCCGCGCCCAGGAACACGACAGGAUUAUCCGGAGUGCUUUGAACGCAUCCGAUAUGCAAAGGAUCCACGUGCUCGACGGACCGUUCUGCCGACUUCUCAUGCCGAACGAGUCGAUCCGAGGACAUUCGAAACACGCGGUCCACUUGAAGAUGAUGGAGAGCCGCCGACUCCAAGAUGUGCAUGACGCCUGGGAAGCGACCAAGGACGACGAAAGGAGGGCACGCGUGAGGAAACUAUUCCGUCCCUCUGAAGUAACAGCAAUCCCUGAAAUGCCAUAUCAUCGUGCCUACAGGAACCCGUCGAAAUUCGAUUUCUAACACAGCACCGCUGCCACCGCGUCUGUAAAUAAUAAACCUCAUUGUU